Exophiala spinifera is the source of this 1848-nucleotide messenger RNA. RefSeq lists its product as uncharacterized. Gene Ontology annotation, cellular component: membrane. The record is from RefSeq and is a predicted model, not a curated record. The coding region runs from base 1 to 1848 and encodes 615 amino acids. The transcript has 5 exons. Gene Ontology annotation, biological process: transmembrane transport. Gene Ontology annotation, molecular function: transmembrane transporter activity. Lineage: Eukaryota; Fungi; Ascomycota; Eurotiomycetes; Chaetothyriales; Herpotrichiellaceae.
AUGGGACGAUGGCGAGGACGUCUCUACGCUACUGACAGAGCGCGAGACUUUGACCAUGAGCGUGACCGACAUGUCCGGGUUCGACAGAUCUACGAGACUAUCGACCGACAAGGCUUCCAGUGGGUAGUUGUCCUUGUCGCAGGAGUGGGAUUUCUGCUCGAUGGAUUCUCAUUGUUCGCGGGCAACGUUGCCCUGCCGAUGAUCGCAUAUGUCUACUGGCAUGACGAGGUCUCGUCCUUUCGGCUGACGUGCAUCAACAUCGCUACUCUGGCCGGCACCCUCCUCGGUCAAGUCGCCUUUGGAUACCUGGCGGACAGGAAUGGGCGAAAGAAGAUGUACGGUAUCGAACUGGUUCUGCUGAUCGGGUCCACCCUGGGGGUUGUCAUGAGCUCGCGAGGAUACAACGGGAGCAUGAGCAUCUACUCUUGGUUGAUAUGGUGGAGGCUCAUGGUCGGAAUUGGUGUAGGCGCAGAUUAUCCUCUCAGCGCCGUCAUCACAGCAGAAUUUGCUCCUACCAAACACCGGGCACGCAUGAUGGCCACCGUGUUCUUCAUGCAACCUCUGGGUCAAAUUGCCGGCAACCUCAUCUCCCUCAUCGUCGUCGUCAUAUCCAAGAGUUCCAACGCCGAGGAUACCGUGCGGAGCGUUGAUCAGAUGUGGCGCUGGAUCAUCGGUCUGGGAGUCGUUCCUGGGGUGAUUGCCCUUCUGUUUCGAUUCGCCAUCCCCGAAACUCCCCGGUUCCUCCUCGACAUCGAAGACGACCCCGUCAAAGCCGAGUUCGACGCGACACAGCUCUUCGGCGGGACGGCCAUGGACACCGAGUUGGAAUCCAACAUGUGGUGCGACUCGAUUGCCGAUAUCGAGGAGUCAAAUCUGUCUUCCCACAGGUCCGUCGACGAACAUUCCGAAGGGUCGCCGUCGUGGGGAAUCACGCAGGCGCCUCGGGCCACACUCAACUCUUCGUGGCACCUCUCAAAGGCCGACAUCAAGCAGUACUUCUGGGUAGAGGGCAACUGGAAGACUCUCGCGGCUACCGCCAUGUGCUGGCUGCUUCUUGACUUCGGGUAUUACGGUAUAGGACUGUCGAGUCCGCAGUUCCUCGCCAAAACCUGGGGAUCCUUGAACACCUCUGGACCCCGGCCGCCGUGGCAGACCAACGACAGCCCCGACGCCAACAUAUACGACAUGUUCCUCGACAGUUCCGUGCACGCAUUGGUGAUAUUGAACAGUGGAAGUUUCGUGGGAGGCCUGUUGAUGAUUGCGGCCGCCGGCCGUUUGAACAGAGUCAGCCUGCAAAAGUACGGCUUCCUGGUGCUGGCGGCACUGUUUAUCGCUUUGGGUACGGUCUUUAUCACGAUCCACCAGGAAGGAGCUCUUGCUAUAACGUUGUAUGUCGUUGGGCAGAUUGCUUUCAACUUUGGACCCAACUCAACCACGUACAUCAUCCCCGCCGAGCUUUUCCCGACAAGGUACCGCGCCACGUGCCACGGCAUCAGCGCGGCGGCAGGGAAACUCGGAUCGAUUCUCGUCCAGGUGUUUUCGGCGUACUACAAGUUCGGCUCGACGUCCCCGGGCGACGACCAGACCAAGCGGUACGGUACGAUCCUGGUCAUCUUCAGCGUGUGCAUGUUCCUGGGCGCCAUCAUCACGCAUUUCUGGAUCCCAGACGUGCAGCAAAAGCAAAACCCGGCAAAAGUCAAGAGGACGUGUCCAUCGUCUGUAUUGGAUCUCAGGGCGGUGACGAGGACCAGGCCCAGCAAACCCCUCGAGGAACUGGCGCUGGGCAAGUGGGGAGCGAGAAGCAUGUCGGUGGUCAGGUCACAGCCGGUGAGAGAUCUUGGUCUUUGA